AUGGCAGGGUGUGAGGGCGGCUCCUCCAGCCGGCGGCCGGGGCUGAGCUCCCUCUCCGUGUCCCGCAGGUCUGCGUUGGGCCGCAAAGCCGCCCUCUCCACGCUCUCCAUCCUGGUGGCCCUGCUGAUCGCCGGCCAGGCCGUCACCGUCUACUUCGUCUACCAGCAGAGCGGGCAGAUCAGCAAGCUGACCAAAACCUCCCAGACCCUGCAGCUGGAGGCACUGCAGAGGAAGCUGCCCGCCAGUGCCAAGCCGGUGAGCAAGAUGAAGAUGGCCAUGGUGAACACGCCCCUGGCCAUGAGGGUCCUGCCUCUCGCCCCCUCUGCAGGCAGCAUGGACACGGCCCCUGCUAGCAACAAAACCGAGGACCAAGUGAAGCACCUGCUGCUGCAAGCAGACCCCAGGAAGAUGUUCCCGGAGCUGAAGAACAACCUGAUGGACAACCUGAAGAGCCUGAAGAACACCAUGACCGAUGCGGACUGGAAGUCCUUUGAAUCCUGGAUGCACAAGUGGCUGCUGUUUGAAAUGGCCAAGAGCCCCAAGACGGAGGAGCGCAAGGCGAUCCCAGCGGUGAAAGUGCAAACUAAGUGCCAGGCGGAGGCCAGUUCUGGGGGUGUCCGGCCGGGUCGCUUCCGCCCGCAGUGCGAUGUGAACGGCGACUACCUGCCCAAGCAGUGCAAUGCCUCCACGGGCUACUGCUGGUGCUCCCACAAAAAUGGCACCAGGAUUGAGGGCACUGCCACUCGGGAAAAGCUGGACUGCCCUGAUGCCGCUUCUGCCACCACUGCGGAGCCAGAGGAGAUGAUCUUCUCCGGGGUGGACAUGCUCAAGCUGGGUGCGGAGAAAGGUGGCUACACCACCACCAUCUAA
Messenger RNA from Nipponia nippon (crested ibis), 870 nucleotides. Lineage: Eukaryota; Metazoa; Chordata; Aves; Pelecaniformes; Threskiornithidae. The record is from RefSeq and is a predicted model, not a curated record.